AUGAAAGCCGUAAGGCUGAUGCGUGUCUUUCGUUUUGUUAUGGCAUUCCGGACGCUCAUAACCUCCAUCUUAUACACCUUGAAGUCUCUGUUUUGGGCAUUGAUGCUGCUGGUAGUGAUUGUUUACGUUUUCGGAGUUCUUUUUACCCAAGCAAUGAACGAUUUUCUGCAAGAUCAUGAUCCAGACACGCUGCCGCUUUCUUUCAGAGAAGCGGAACUGGCAACCCGAUAUUUUGGCUCGCUGGAUCUUACAAUGCUGAGUCUCUACAUGAGCAUCGCUGGCGGCGUCAGCUGGGAAGAUGUGAUAACACCACUGCGCGGUGUGUCAGAAGUCUGGGCGUUUUUGUUUCUUUUCUAUAUAAGUUUCACAUAUUUUGCAGUGCUCAAUGUAGUUACAGGAGUGUUCUGCCAAAGUGCGAUCGAGAGCGCGCAGAAUGAUCACACAGCCGUGGUCCAUUCCAUCUUGAAGAACAAGAAGGCUCAUGCUGACAAGAUUCGGGCGCUGUUCAGCAAGCUCGGGGACGAGAAAACCGGUGCGAUUACGUUUGCCAUGUUCGAGGAAAAGAUUCACUCGCCUGCCGUGCAG
Messenger RNA from Symbiodinium pilosum, 585 nucleotides. Lineage: Eukaryota; Dinophyceae; Suessiales; Symbiodiniaceae. The record is from the annotation of a GenBank genome assembly.